AUGUCAUUACUUCCUCAGUCAGUGGAGGCAGAGCAUUUUGAUGGGCUGUCCCUGCUCUACUGGACAAUCAUGGGACCACAUGGUAUCAACCGUGCUGUGCAGAGACUAGAAUUCACCGACUGCAAGAGAGGCCUUGGUGUGAAAAUAAUUGGAGGGUACAGAGAACUGAGUGGUGAAGAGUUUGGCAUUUAUAUUAAACGUGUUUUACCUGGCGGAGUUGCAGCACAGGAUGGACGGCUCCGGUCAGGAGAUCUUAUUCUGGACGUCAACAACAUGAAUUUGGGUGGUGUUACAACUGAGAGGGCAGUGGAGAUCCUUCGCAUGGCAUCAUCCACGAAUCACAUGUCCCUGCUGAUCGCCCGAGAUGAAGAAUCCAGGAGGGAGUUUGUGGAGCUGAUGGACAAAUAUGGCUCUAACAGCAGUACGGGGUCUGGUAUAGACAGAAUCUCCCCCACUGGCCUCACCACAGGCAAGUUGACAGACACAGCUUCAUCUUCAUCAUCCUCUCGAUCCACCAGUCCUCCGCUUAUGAGCCCUAAAGAAACUGGAUCAUCAGCCUACAUCGCCAGUAAUCCAACUCCAUCAGCACCACCGGUCUGCAGUGACUGUGCCAUUCAGCUUAUAUGUGUUGCCAAGGGAACAGGAUUAGGCUUGGUGAUCAAAGGCGGAGCUAACCGGGCAGAAGGACCAAUGGUGUUCAUUCAGGAAAUAAUACCAGGAGGAGAUUGCCAGAAGGAUGGGAGACUCAAGGUUGGAGACCAGCUCAUCUCUGUUAAUAAAGAGUCAUUCAUUGGGGUGACCUAUGAAGAGGCCAGGAGCAUUCUCACACGCACCAAACUCAGACCGGACCCAACGGUGGAGAUUGCAUUCAUAAGGAGGAGGUCUUCUUCUGGCUCCAGCAGUGGACCCCACAGCCCAAUCUCCCUACAGUCUCCGUCCCAGCAACCUCCGUCCAGCAGUGGGCCCCAGCUCAGACCCACGGGCCUUGGGGUCCUGCCUCUGUCAGGAACCCUCGUGCCCAAAUUGUCUCCCACCCCUGACGCUGGAAGUGAGACCCUGCCUUCUGUCAAACUGACUCAAGUGCGAACGGUUCCUGUGAGGGUGGAGCCUACACCUGUUUGCCAUCCACAGAGUGCCUGUACCGCUGUGACUAACUCUGAUGCCAAAGCAGCCUGUAAGCCUGCCGACACUUCAGCUGUGUCCGCGACUCCUCCCCCUGAGCCCAACUUCCGUCCAAAGCCAGACAAAAUGGAACAGUCUGUGGACACACCAGGACCGAAGCCUGCUGAGUCCCAGAUCCAGACGCUGAGGGAGAGACUUCGGGCAGACCCUGGUGGAAUCGUGGCUUACGGAGACUUUGAGAGCAUCAGACAGGGGUUGUCUAAAUCUUCUCCUGAUGAAUCUGGCUGUGCUCAGGAGGUAGUGGGAGUCACAUCAGACAGUCUCAGCAAUUCUUCAACUCUUCCAUUGGCACCAACACCAGACUCUGAAGACCUGGAUGAAAUGGAGAGAUUGAGAAAAGACCACAUCGAAGCCUUGAGAGAGCUAAAGCAACUACAGGAUCAUCUCGCCGACUCUCAGAACCUUUGUCAUCAGAUGCAAGAGGAGCUGAUGAAGGUGAAACAGGAGGCAAAAUCGGCGUCGGACGAGAGCCGGUCGUUGCGGAAGCGGAUUCACCUGGCGGAGGCAGCGCAGAAGCAGGCGCGUGGGAUGGAGAUGGACUACGAGGAAGUCAUUAACCUCCUGGAGGCCGAAAUCGCCGAACUCAAGUCCCAGGGCGCCAAAGGUCCCGGCCAAACUAAAGACCUGAAGAGGAGAAUUGUGUUGCUGGAGUGCCAGUUGAGACAGACAGAAACAGCCAGGAAGAGUUUUGAGGUCUCUACCGCCAAACUACUGCAGUUUAUGGAGAUCGUUCAAGAGUUCCUUACCGAAAAUCAAGCCGUCUUGAGAAGUUACAGUUCUGCGAACGAGCCCAGGAUUUCUUCACUCUCCCAGAACCCGGCUACCCGUGGUGGAAAGACGGCCCAGUGGACUGCCCCAGCGCUGGCCUCAGAAGCCAAAGAACUGGCCCGCUCCAUCAGAACCACUCUGGAAAUGGACUGUUUACCGUAUGGUUGGGAAGAGGCCUUCACUGCUGAAGGCACGAAAUACUUUAUUAAUCAUGUGACUCAGACAACAUCAUGGACACACCCAAUGCUAAGCUCCCUCGGCCUCUCCGAAAAAGAAGCGAGUGACCUGCCCGAGAACGUUCCAGAAUACGCCAGCUAA
Chanos chanos (milkfish) is the source of this 2268-nucleotide messenger RNA. RefSeq names its product syntaxin binding protein 4 (gene stxbp4). NCBI's taxonomy places the organism in Eukaryota, Metazoa, Chordata, Actinopteri, Gonorynchiformes, Chanidae. Gene Ontology annotation, biological process: regulation of insulin secretion involved in cellular response to glucose stimulus; insulin receptor signaling pathway. Gene Ontology annotation, molecular function: syntaxin binding. The transcript is spliced from 22 exons. Gene Ontology annotation, cellular component: cytoplasmic vesicle. The coding region runs from base 1 to 2268 and encodes 755 amino acids. The record is from RefSeq and is a predicted model, not a curated record.